UCAGCUGCUUGACUCGUUUAACUUUCUUUGCAAUAUAUUCCUCUUCUCAAAACUCUCUCUCUCGCGCUUUUAGCGCGCUAAUCCGGAAGACCAUUUAGGCCUUAACAGAGCAUUUUGUGGGUUGCAGAGAAGUGAAAAUGAGCCGUGUUGUUGCGGAUUCGAACGCGUUCGGUGGAGACUUGGCUUCGGCGGUGGGCCACCUGUUCAAUUUCCCGGGGAGCGUCGAGAAAUUCAUGUUUCCUUCGCGGGCACACCAGGCCAAUGAGAACAGCGGCAUAUCGGGCAUUCCGGUUGAUAUUUUGGACACCCCCAAGGAGUACAUUUUCUACAUGGACUUCCCCGGUGUGUCCAAGUCUGAUAUUCAGGUGACUGUGGAAGAUGAGAACACUCUGGUGAUCCGUAGUGGUGGGAAGAGAAAACGUGAAGAUGGUGAGGAGGAAGGGUGCAAGUACCUCAGGCUUGAGAGGAGGGCAACCCAGAAGGUCUUGAGAAAGUUCCGGUUGCCUGAAAAUGCCAAUGCUUCUGCCGUCACAGCCAAGUGCGAAAAUGGGGUUUUAACUUUGGUUGUUGGGAAGCUUCCUCCACCGGCCAAGGCCAAAACUGUUGAAGUUACCAUUUCCUGAAGGAGAUUUGGGGUUCAUGGAGGGGAAGACAGAGCCGGAAUGAUGAGUUUGUGGAUUUCUAUUAAGUGUCAGCAACAUGCUUUGUAUAGUUGCUAGUUUAGGUUGUUGACUUGAGGAAGCAAUUGAGUAUCUCUAAAGAAAAAAGAAAAUGGGCUUUUUUCCUCCUAAA
Corylus avellana is the source of this 792-nucleotide messenger RNA. RefSeq names its product HSP20-like chaperones superfamily protein. NCBI's taxonomy places the organism in Eukaryota, Viridiplantae, Streptophyta, Magnoliopsida, Fagales, Betulaceae. The record is from RefSeq and is a predicted model, not a curated record.